Penicillium canescens is the source of this 231-nucleotide messenger RNA. RefSeq lists its product as uncharacterized. The transcript has a single exon. The record is from RefSeq and is a predicted model, not a curated record. The coding region runs from base 1 to 231 and encodes 76 amino acids. Lineage: Eukaryota; Fungi; Ascomycota; Eurotiomycetes; Eurotiales; Aspergillaceae.
AUGGCCGUCAAGAUCCCUGUGACUGACAGGGUCCUCAGAUCAGGGGCUAGACAGCUUGCCGGCCCCAAGGUCACUGCCGUGGUUAACCCAAAGGCCACCCCCAAACCAAAGGCCACCCCCAAACCAAAGGCCACCCCCAAACCAAAGGCCGCCCCCAAACCAAAGGCCGCCCCCAAACCAAAGGCCGCCCCUAAGCCCAAAGGCCGCCCCCAAACCAAAGGCCGCCCCUAA